This is a messenger RNA of Lodderomyces orthopsilosis Co 90-125, 864 nucleotides long. Its product is annotated as rRNA-processing protein. Lineage: Eukaryota; Fungi; Ascomycota; Pichiomycetes; Serinales; Debaryomycetaceae. Gene Ontology annotation, biological process: maturation of SSU-rRNA from tricistronic rRNA transcript (SSU-rRNA, 5.8S rRNA, LSU-rRNA). The coding region runs from base 1 to 864 and encodes 287 amino acids. The transcript has a single exon. Gene Ontology annotation, cellular component: nucleolus; 90S preribosome. The record is from RefSeq and is a predicted model, not a curated record.
AUGCUCCAAGAUAGUACUGUACAAGUGUCAGCAGGAAUGCCGAAACAUUCAAGAAUAAAACCAGCAUAUGAUCUGGAAUUAUCAGACGAGGAGGAAAACUACCAACAUCUGAAGCUACUGAGUCGCUCAAAAAGUCUGAAAAAUUCUCAGGGGGACGAUGAGCUAGCCACCAUUUCAUUUGGCACAUUGCGUGAUGCUCAAUCCAAAUUACAGAAUGAGAAGGUUAAUGGAGAUAGUGAAAGCGAUUCUGAAGAUUUCUUUGAAGAAUCAGAUUCAGAUUCUGGUCCGGAAGAGACUAGCUCAAAUACUCGUAAGAAGAGGAGUAAACACGCACCAGCUGAAGCAUCAAGCAAGAAGCCAGUUUCCAGAAUCAGGGACAUCGAAGGUCUACCCUCAAGAAAGUCACAAACAUUGCAUACGGACAUUCGAUUUGAUGCAGCUUAUGGAAAAGCAGAUUUAACUCAAACUAGAAAGAAUUAUGCUUUUUUGGAUGAUUACCGUAAGCAAGAAAUUCAAAACAUGGAACAAAUCUUAAAGGAUAAGAAAUCAAAGUUGGAUGAGGAGGAGAAAGAAGAAAUCAGGUUAAAGCUUCAAUCAUUGAAAUCAAGAAUGGACACCCUAAAGAAUCGUGAUUUAGAGAACCAAGUUCUCAAAGAGUACAAGAAGAAACAAUAUAAAAAUGUAAAAGAGGGCAAAUCGAACCAACCUUAUUUCUUGAAACGUGGUGAUAAGAGAAAGAUUUUACAGAAAGUCAAAUAUGAUAGCAUGAAACCUAAGCAAAGGGAAAAGGCAAUGGAAAGGAAGAGAAAGAAGAGAUUAGGAAAAGAGUUUAGACAAUUAGAAUUUAGACCUCGUAAUGAGUAA